AUGGCACAAUCAGUGCUGGUACCGCCAGGACCUGACAGCUUCCGCUUCUUUACCAGGGAAUCCCUUGCUGCUAUUGAGCAACGCAUUGCAGAAGAGAAAGCUAAGAGACCCAAACAAGAACGCAAGGAUGAAGAUGAUGAAAAUGGCCCAAAGCCAAAUAGUGACUUGGAAGCAGGAAAAUCCCUUCCAUUUAUUUAUGGAGACAUUCCUCCAGAGAUGGUGUCAGAGCCCCUGGAGGACCUGGACCCCUACUAUAUCAAUAAGAAAACGUUUAUAGUAUUGAAUAAAGGGAAAGCAAUCUCUCGAUUCAGUGCCACCCCUGCCCUGUACAUUUUAACUCCCUUCAACCCUAUUAGAAAAUUAGCUAUUAAGAUUUUGGUACAUUCUUUAUUCAAUGUGCUCAUUAUGUGCACUAUUCUUACCAACUGUGUAUUUAUGACCAUGAGUAAUCCUCCAGACUGGACAAAGAAUGUGGAGUACACCUUUACAGGAAUUUACACUUUUGAAUCACUUAUAAAAAUACUUGCAAGGGGCUUUUGUUUAGAAGAUUUCACAUUUCUACGGGAUCCGUGGAAUUGGUUGGAUUUCACAGUCAUUACUUUUGCAUAUGUGACAGAGUUUGUGGACCUGGGCAAUGUCUCAGCGUUGAGAACAUUCAGAGUUCUCCGAGCACUGAAAACAAUUUCAGUCAUUCCAGGCCUGAAGACCAUCGUGGGCGCCCUAAUCCAGUCAGUGAAGAAGCUCUCAGAUGUAAUGAUCCUGACUGUGUUCUGUCUGAGCGUGUUUGCACUAAUAGGAUUACAGCUGUUUAUGGGCAACCUGCGAAACAAAUGUUUGCAAUGGCCCCCAGAUAAUUCUUCCUUUGAAAUAAACAUCACUUCCUUCUUUAAUAACUCAUUGGAUGGGAAUGUUACCACUUUCAAUAGGACAGUGAGCAUGUUUAACUGGGAUGAAUAUAUUGAAGAUAAAAGUCACUUCUAUUUUUUGGAAGGGCAAAAUGAUGCUCUGCUUUGUGGCAACAGCUCAGAUGCAGGCCAGUGUCCAGAAGGAUACAUCUGUGUGAAGGCUGGUAGAAACCCCAACUAUGGCUACACAAGCUUCGACACCUUUAGCUGGGCUUUCUUGUCCUUAUUUCGUCUUAUGACUCAAGACUUCUGGGAAAACCUUUAUCAACUGACAUUACGUGCUGCUGGGAAAACAUACAUGAUAUUUUUUGUGCUAGUCAUUUUCUUGGGCUCAUUCUACCUUAUAAAUUUAAUCCUGGCUGUGGUGGCCAUGGCCUAUGAGGAACAGAAUCAGGCAACGCUGGAAGAGGCUGAACAGAAGGAAGCUGAAUUUCAGCAGAUGCUUGAACAAUUAAAAAAGCAACAAGAAGAAGCUCAGGCAGCAGCUGCAGCAGCAUCUGCUGAAUCAAGAGACUUCAGUGGUGCUGGUGGGAUAGGGGUUUUCUCAGAAAGUUCUUCAGUAGCAUCAAAGUUGAGCUCCAAGAGUGAAAAAGAGCUGAAAAACAGACGGAAGAAAAAGAAACAGAAAGAACAGUCUGGAGAAGAAGAGAAGGAAGAUGGGGUCCACAAAUCUGAAUCUGAAGACAGCAUAAGAAGAAAAGGUUUCCGUUUUUCCUUAGAAGGAAGCAGGCUGACAUAUGAAAAGAGGUUUUCCUCUCCACACCAGUCUUUAUUGAGCAUCCGUGGCUCCCUUUUCUCUCCAAGACGCAACAGUAGGGCGAGCCUUUUCAGCUUCAGAGGUCGAGCCAAGGAUAUUGGCUCUGAGAAUGACUUUGCCGAUGAUGAGCACAGCACCUUCGAAGACAAUGACAGCAGAAGGGACUCUCUGUUUGUGCCGCACAGACACGGGGAGCGACGCCCCAGCAACGUCAGCCAGGCCAGCCGCGCCUCCAGGGUGCUCCCCGUUCUGCCCGUGAACGGGAAGAUGCACAGUGCUGUGGAUUGCAACGGCGUGGUCUCCCUCGUCGGGGGCCCUUCUGCUCUCACAUCUCCCGCUGGACAGCUCCUGCCAGAGGUGAGGCCAGUGAAACCUGCAGCUUUUGAUAGUGGCACGACUACUGAAACGGAAAUAAGAAAGAGACGGUCCAGUUCUUAUCAUGUUUCCAUGGAUCUGUUGGAAGAUCCUACAGCAAAGCAAAGAGCAACGAGUAUGGCUAGUAUUUUGACCAACACCAUGGAAGAACUUGAAGAAUCCAGACAGAAAUGCCCACCCUGCUGGUAUAAAUUUGCUAACAUGUGUUUGAUUUGGGACUGCUGUAAGCCAUGGUUAAAGGUGAAACAUCUCGUCAACUUGGUUGUGAUGGACCCUUUUGUUGACCUGGCCAUCACCAUCUGCAUUGUCUUAAAUACCCUCUUCAUGGCCAUGGAGCACUAUCCCAUGACGGAGCAGUUUAGCAGUGUGCUGUCAGUCGGGAACCUGGUCUUCACUGGGAUCUUCACAGCAGAAAUGUUUCUAAAGAUAAUUGCCAUGGAUCCAUAUUAUUACUUUCAAGAAGGCUGGAAUAUUUUUGAUGGUUUAAUUGUGAGCCUUAGUUUAAUGGAACUUGGUUUGGCAAACGUGGAAGGAUUGUCAGUUCUCCGAUCAUUUCGACUGCUCAGAGUUUUCAAAUUGGCAAAAUCUUGGCCGACUCUGAACAUGCUGAUAAAGAUCAUUGGCAAUUCAGUGGGGGCUCUGGGUAACCUCACCUUGGUGUUGGCCAUCAUCGUCUUCAUUUUUGCCGUGGUCGGCAUGCAGCUCUUUGGUAAGAGCUACAAAGAAUGUGUCUGCAAGAUUUCCAAUGAUUGUGAACUCCCGCGCUGGCACAUGCAUGACUUCUUCCACUCCUUCCUGAUUGUGUUCCGAGUGCUGUGUGGAGAGUGGAUAGAGACCAUGUGGGACUGCAUGGAGGUCGCCGGUCAAACCAUGUGCCUUACUGUCUUCAUGAUGGUCAUGGUCAUUGGAAACCUGGUGGUUCUGAACCUCUUCCUGGCCUUACUCUUGAGUUCAUUCAGUUCUGACAAUCUUGCCGCCACUGAUGAUGAUAAUGAAAUGAAUAAUCUCCAGAUUGCUGUGGGAAGGAUGCAGAAAGGAAUUGAUUAUGUUAAAAGAAAAAUACGUGAAUUUAUUCAGAAAGCCUUUGUUAGAAAGCAGAAAGCUUUAGAUGAAAUUAAACCUCUUGAAGAUCUAAAUAACAAAAAAGACAGCUGUAUUUCCAACCAUACCACCAUAGAAAUAGGCAAAGACCUCAAUUAUCUCAAAGAUGGAAAUGGAACGACCAGUGGCAUAGGCAGCAGUGUAGAAAAAUAUGUUGUGGAUGAAAGUGAUUACAUGUCCUUUAUAAACAACCCCAGCCUCACUGUGACUGUACCAAUUGCUGUCGGAGAAUCUGACUUUGAAAAUUUAAAUACUGAAGAAUUCAGCAGCGAGUCAGAUAUGGAGGAAAGCAAAGAGAAGCUAAAUGCAACUAGUUCAUCUGAAGGCAGCACUGUUGACAUAGGAGCUCCCGCUGAGGGAGAACAACCUGAGGUUGAACCUGAAGAAUCUCUGGAACCUGAAGCCUGUUUUACGGAAGACUGUGUGCGGAAGUUUAAGUGUUGUCAGAUAAGCAUAGAAGAAGGCAAAGGGAAACUCUGGUGGAACUUGAGAAAAACUUGCUAUAAGAUAGUGGAGCAUAACUGGUUUGAAACCUUCAUUGUCUUCAUGAUUCUACUCAGCAGUGGGGCACUGGCCUUUGAAGAUAUAUAUAUUGAACAGCGAAAAACCAUUAAGACCAUGUUAGAAUAUGCUGACAAAGUUUUCACUUAUAUAUUCAUCCUGGAAAUGCUUCUCAAGUGGGUUGCAUACGGCUUUCAAGUGUAUUUUACCAAUGCCUGGUGCUGGCUAGAUUUCCUGAUUGUCGAUGUCUCAUUGGUUAGCUUAACUGCAAAUGCUUUGGGUUACUCAGAACUUGGUGCCAUCAAAUCCCUCAGAACACUAAGAGCUCUGAGGCCAUUGAGAGCCUUAUCCCGGUUUGAAGGAAUGAGGGUUGUUGUCAAUGCUCUUUUAGGAGCCAUUCCAUCCAUAAUGAAUGUACUUCUGGUUUGUCUGAUCUUUUGGUUAAUAUUCAGUAUCAUGGGAGUGAAUCUCUUUGCUGGCAAGUUUUAUCACUGUAUUAACUACACCACUGGAGAAAUGUUUGAUGUCAGCGUGGUCAACAACUACAGUGAGUGUAAGGCCCUCAUAGAGAGCAACCAAACUGCCCGGUGGAAGAACGUGAAAGUCAAUUUUGAUAAUGUGGGACUCGGGUAUCUUUCUCUACUUCAAGUAGCCACAUUUAAGGGAUGGAUGGAUAUCAUGUAUGCAGCUGUUGAUUCACGAAAUGUAGAAUUACAACCCAAGUAUGAAGACAAUCUGUACAUGUAUCUUUAUUUUGUCAUCUUUAUUAUUUUUGGUUCAUUCUUUACUCUGAAUCUUUUCAUUGGUGUCAUCAUAGAUAACUUCAACCAACAGAAAAAGAAGUUUGGAGGUCAAGACAUUUUUAUGACAGAAGAACAGAAGAAAUACUACAAUGCAAUGAAAAAACUGGGUUCAAAGAAACCACAAAAGCCCAUACCUCGACCUGCUAACAAAUUUCAAGGGAUGGUCUUUGAUUUUGUAACCAAACAAGUCUUUGAUAUCAGCAUCAUGAUCCUCAUCUGCCUCAACAUGGUCACCAUGAUGGUAGAAACUGAUGACCAGAGUCAAGAAAUGACAAACAUUCUGUACUGGAUUAAUCUGGUGUUUAUUGUUCUGUUCACUGGAGAAUGUGUGCUGAAACUAAUCUCUCUUCGUUAUUACUAUUUCACCAUUGGAUGGAAUAUUUUUGAUUUUGUGGUGGUCAUUCUCUCCAUUGUAGGUAUGUUUCUGGCUGAGCUGAUAGAGAAAUAUUUUGUGUCCCCUACCCUGUUCCGAGUGAUCCGUCUUGCCAGGAUUGGCCGAAUCCUGCGUCUGAUCAAAGGGGCCAAGGGGAUCCGCACGCUGCUCUUUGCUUUGAUGAUGUCCCUUCCUGCGUUGUUUAACAUCGGCCUCCUGCUCUUCCUGGUCAUGUUCAUCUACGCCAUCUUUGGGAUGUCCAACUUCGCCUAUGUUAAGAGGGAGGUUGGAAUUGAUGACAUGUUCAACUUCGAGACCUUUGGCAACAGCAUGAUCUGCCUGUUCCAGAUUACCACCUCUGCUGGCUGGGAUGGAUUGCUAGCACCUAUUCUUAAUAGUGGACCUCCAGACUGUGACCCUGAAAAAGAUCACCCUGGCAGCUCAGUUAAGGGAGAUUGUGGGAACCCAUCUGUGGGGAUCUUCUUUUUUGUCAGUUACAUCAUCAUAUCAUUUCUGGUCGUGGUGAACAUGUACAUCGCUGUCAUCCUGGAGAACUUCAGUGUUGCUACUGAAGAAAGUGCAGAGCCCCUGAGUGAGGAUGACUUUGAGAUGUUCUAUGAGGUUUGGGAGAAGUUUGAUCCUGAUGCCACCCAGUUCAUAGAGUUCUCCAAGCUCUCUGAUUUUGCGGCUGCCCUGGAUCCUCCUCUUCUCAUAGCAAAACCAAACAAAGUCCAGCUCAUUGCCAUGGAUCUGCCCAUGGUCAGUGGGGACAGGAUCCACUGCCUCGACAUUUUAUUUGCCUUCACAAAGCGUGUUUUGGGUGAGAGUGGAGAGAUGGAUGCCCUUCGAAUACAGAUGGAAGAGAGAUUCAUGGCAUCCAACCCCUCCAAAGUCUCCUAUGAGCCCAUUACAACCACUUUGAAACGCAAACAAGAGGAGGUGUCUGCUAUUGUUAUCCAGAGGGCUUAUAGACGCUACCUCUUGAAGCAAAAAGUUAAAAAAGUUUCAUGUAUAUAUAAGAAGGACAAAGGUAAAGAAGGUGAUGGAACACCCAUCAAAGAAGAUAUCCUCACUGAUAAACUAAAUGAGAAUUCAACUCCAGAGAAAACCGAUGUGACACCUUCUACCACGUCUCCACCUUCCUAUGACAGUGUGACCAAACCAGAAAAAGAAAAAUUUGAAAAAGACAAAUCAGAAAAGGAAGACAAAGGGAAAGAUAUCAGGGAAAGUAAAAAGUAAAAAGAAACAAAAAAUAUUCCAUUUUGUGAUCAAUUGUUUACAGCCUGUGAUGGUGAUGUGUUUGUGUCAACAGGACUCCCACAGGAGGUCAAUGCCAAACUGACUGUUUUUACAACUGUAUACUUAAGGUCAGUGCCUAUAACAAGACAGGGGCCUCUGGUCAGCAAACUGAGACUCAACAAACCAGAGAAACAACAUCGACAGGAGGUUUCUGUGUUCACAACCAGCUGACACUGCUGAAGAGCAGAGAGUAAUGGCUACUCAGACUCUAGGAACCAAUUUAAAGGGGGGAGGGAAGUUAAAUUUGUAUGUAAAUUCAACACGUGACACUUGAUAACAGUAAUUGUCACCACUGUUUAUGUUCUAACUGCCACACCUGCCAUAUUUUUAUGAAAUGUAUGCUGUGAAUUUAUCACUUUCUUUUUAAUUCACAGGUUGUUUACUAUUAUAUGUGACUAUUUUUGUAAAUGGGUUUAUGUUUGGGGAGAGGGAGUAAAGGUAAGAAAUUCUAUGUUUCUCUACUGUAUAACUGGAUAUAUUUUAAAUGAAGGCAUGCUGCACUUCUCAUUCUCACAUGAAAAGAAAUCACAUCACAAAAGGAAAGAGUUUACUUCUUGUGUCAGGAUGUUUUCAGAUUUUUGAGGUGCUUAAAUAGCUAUUCAUGUUUUUAAGGUGUCUCAUCCAGAAAAAUUUUACUGUGCCUGUAAAUGUUUCAUAGAAUUCACAAGCAUUAAAAAGUUGUUUUAUUUUUUCAUAAUCCAUUACAUGUACCUGUAUAUAUGUAUAUAUGUAUAUGUGCGUGUAUAUACAUAUAUAUGUAUACACACACCACACACACACACACACACGCGCACACACACACACACACACACACACACACACACACACACCAUUACAUAGUCAUUCAGAGUCCUGGCAGCAUGACUUCAACAUUUUUGAUAAGUGUCCUUUGGCAUAAAAUAAAAAAUAUCCUAUCAGUCCUUUCUAAAACCUGAAUUGACCAAAAAGCAUCCCCUCCCAUCACUUUAUAAAGUUGAUUCUGCUUUUUCCUGCAGUAUUGUUUAGCCAUCUUCUGCUCUUGGUAAGGUUGACAUAGUACAUGUCAAUUUAAAAAAUAAAAGUCUGCUUUGUAAAUAGUAAUUUUACCCAGUGGUGCAUGUUUGAGCAAACAAAAAUGAUGACUUAAGCACAGUAUUUAUUGCAUCAAAUAUGUACCACAGUAAGUAUAGUUUGCAAGCUUUCAACAGGUAAUAUGAUGUAAUUGGUUCCAUUAUAGUUUGAAGCUGUCACUGCUGCAUGUUUAUCUUGCCUCUGCUGCUGCAUCUUAUUCCUUCCACUGUUCAGAAGUCUAAUAUGGGAAGCCAUAUAUGUCAGUGGUAAAGUGAAGCAAAUUGCUCUAUCAAGACCUCAUUCUUCGUGUCAUUAAGCAAUAGGUUGCAGCAAACAAUAAAGAGCUUCUUGGUUUUUAUCCUUCCAAUCUUAAUUGAAUACUCUACGGUAAAAAGUCCGAUGUACAAACAUGUUGCAAGCUGCUUAAUUCUGUUGAAAAUAUAUGGUUAGAGUUUUCUAAGAAAAUAUAAAUACUGUACAAAGUUCAUUUUAUUUUAUUUUUCAGCUUUUGUACAUAAAAUGAGAUAUUAAAAGUAUCUUCAGGUUGAUGUCACAGUCACUACUGUUAGUUUCUGUUCCUAGCACUUUUAAAUUAAAGCACUUCACAAAAUAAGAAACAAAGACUAACAUGCAGUGUAGGUUCCUGCUUUUUUUUAUUAGUACAGUAAACUUUGCACACAUUUCAAUGUGAAACAAAUCUCAGACUGAGUCCAGCAUUUAUUUGCUUUCAAAUAGUGAUGCCUUAUUAUCAAAAGAGGCUUAAGGAACGAUCAGUUGAUAUUCUUGGCAUCGCUUGAAUCAGAUGUUUCCACCUAGUCUUUUUAUUCAGUAAAUCGUCAGUCUUUUCCAGUGUUUGUUCACACAGGUAGAUCUUAUUCUUACUGACCCAUGUGGCAUUAGAACUUUAUCAGAUAUGAUAUGAGGUCCAAGCUUUUCUUUUCAACAAAAAUUAUAUAAGUGAAAUUAUAUUACCAGUUACAGCAAAACACUUUGUGUUUCUUUCACAAGCAACAUUAAAUGUAGAUUCUUUACACUAAGGCUAUUGACUUGUAGUAUGUUGGUGAAAUGCAUGCAGGAAAAUGCUAUUACCAUAAAGAAGGGUAAACCACAUUACAAUCAAGCCAAAAGAAUAAAGUUUUUGCUUUUGUUUUUGUAUUUAA
Molecule: messenger RNA, 8324 nt
Organism: Lagenorhynchus albirostris (white-beaked dolphin)
Lineage: Eukaryota; Metazoa; Chordata; Mammalia; Artiodactyla; Delphinidae
Gene: SCN2A
Product: sodium voltage-gated channel alpha subunit 2
Exons: 27
Coding region: 1-6054 (2017 amino acids)
Biological process (GO): sodium ion transmembrane transport; membrane depolarization during action potential; neuronal action potential
Cellular component (GO): voltage-gated sodium channel complex; plasma membrane; axon
Molecular function (GO): voltage-gated sodium channel activity; protein binding
Source: RefSeq, a predicted model, not a curated record